This is a messenger RNA of Adelges cooleyi (spruce gall adelgid), 1172 nucleotides long. RefSeq lists its product as uncharacterized. The record is from RefSeq and is a predicted model, not a curated record. Gene Ontology annotation, biological process: L-proline biosynthetic process. Gene Ontology annotation, molecular function: pyrroline-5-carboxylate reductase activity. The coding region runs from base 170 to 1024 and encodes 284 amino acids. The transcript has 8 exons. NCBI's taxonomy places the organism in Eukaryota, Metazoa, Arthropoda, Insecta, Hemiptera, Adelgidae.
AAUAAUAUCAAAGGUAUGAUCAAGAUAAUAUGAUCGAUUCGUAAUUAUUAAAUUCAUAGACGAGAAUAUUCAAAUCGUAUAUCCGUAUCAGAUGACAAACGUAUUUCAAUUUCGAAGUUUCAGAGACAAUAUCAACUGACAACUAACAAAUAUUCGAGAACAAAAAAAAAUGGCUAAAACCUACGAAAUCGGAUUUAUUGGAGCUGGAAAUAUGGCUCAAGCCAUUGGACUAGCAUUUGUCUCUAAAGGGAUAUGUAAAGCAGAUGAUAUAAUUGUAUCUGCACCAUCUGAAAAUAAUAAAAAACCUUGGAAAGAUAUUGGAGUUUCUGUUACAAUUGACAAUAAUAAAGUGUUUUGUAAUUGUAAAAUAUUAUUUCUGGCUACAAAACCUCAAUAUUUCCCAAAAGUUGUUAAUGAAUUAAAACUCAAAUCUCAAGGUUUACCCCUUAAUAUUAUCAUAUCUAUUAUGGUUGGAAUUCCCUGUCAAGUAUUAAAUAAGAUAUUUGUGGCCAACUCUAAUUUAAACUUAAAGCCCAGUCGUGUAUUUAAAGUCAUGCCUAAUACACCAAGUCUCAUUGGUGAAGGAUUCUCAGUUAUUUGCUCUGAAGCCUGUGCACAACCAGAAGAACUGUCAUUAACAUUGCCAACCGUUAUAUCAUUAAUGAAUGCUGUUGGGAAAACAGAAGUUAUACCAGAAACAUUGAUUGAUGCUGUAGGAGCAUUAUCAGGAAGUGGUCCUGCUUAUACAUUUUUGAUCAUUGAAGCUUUAGCAGAUGGUGCUGUAAAACAAGGUGUACCAAGAGACUUAGCAGUACGAUUGGCAGCUAGUACUUUAGCAGGAUCAAGUCGUAUGGUCUUGGAAACCGGCAAACAUACUGCACAACUCAAAGAUAUGGUCACAUCUGCUGGAGGAUCUACGAUUGCUGCAUUACACGCUUUAGAAAAAGGAGGUGUUAGAUCUGCUCUAAUGGAUGCAAUUGAAGCUGCUACCAAAAAGUCAAAAGAAAUUGGAGAAAAGAAAUAACAAAAUAAACCACAAGAUUGUUAUUUAAAAUUAUAUACUCAGAGAAUAUACUAGUUAUAGUUAAAUCAGUUUACACAAAUAAUAUUUAUACAUGGUUAUUAUAGUUAAGAUGAUCAUACAUUAUCAUAUUAGAUAUUUAUAUAUUUUA